Messenger RNA from Nestor notabilis (Kea), 1236 nucleotides. It is a transcript of the gene MAEL, whose product is annotated as maelstrom spermatogenic transposon silencer. Gene Ontology annotation, biological process: male meiotic nuclear division; negative regulation of DNA-templated transcription; piRNA processing. The record is from RefSeq and is a predicted model, not a curated record. Gene Ontology annotation, molecular function: sequence-specific DNA binding. NCBI's taxonomy places the organism in Eukaryota, Metazoa, Chordata, Aves, Psittaciformes, Psittacidae. The transcript has 12 exons. Bases 1 to 1236 code for a protein of 411 amino acids. Gene Ontology annotation, cellular component: P granule; nucleus.
AUGCCGCACCGCAGGGGCGGCCGCAGCCCUUACUGCUUCUUCGUGAGCGAACAGCUGCCCCAGCUGCAGCGCCGCGGGCUGCCCGUCACCUGUGUCAUCGACGCCAUCCCCUACUGCUCGCAGGCUUGGGCGAUGCUGACUAAGGAAGAAAAGAUGGUAUAUACAGAGAAGGCUCGUAAGUUGAAUGGGAAGAAAUGCUCUCAGAAGACAGUGAAAGAGACAUGUAAUCUGGCUCCUCCAGUUCCUGCUUGUCCCACCACAAAGAUGCCCUGUGUUACUUUUCCAGUUGCCUCUGUUAUGUCUUGGAAGAAUGAUCAGGCUGUGCUUGCAGACAUUUUCUACUUCCUGAACAUUUACAGCCAUGGCAAGCUGCCGUCCCACUGCGAACAGCGCUUCCUGCCUUGUGAGAUUGGGUGCGUCAAGUACUCCCUGCAGAAUGGCAUAAUGGCUGAUUUCCAUCACUUCAUAGAGCCAGAAGUACCACCACGUGGGUUUCGGUACCACUGCCAGGCUGCUAGUGAUGCCACUCACAAGAUCCCUAUAUCUGGGUUUCAUCUGCCACGUUCUUGUUACGAAGUUGUCUUAUGGGAACUUCUCGAGUUUGUCCAGCCAGCCAGAGGUGUCUGGCCUCGCUUUUACUGCAGGUCUAAUGACAGGUUCCGAAUUAGCUGGUGUCUCAAUCGAAUGGCUAGCAUCACAGGCAUUGACAGCCACCUGGAACUCCUUGACGUAGAAGACUUGGUAAUAGAGCUGUACCAGAAGAAAUACCAAAAGGAGCCAUCCAAGACUUGGGUGUGUAGAGAACUGGAUGCCUUCCUGUGGGAUUUCUCCAGUAAUACCAGGUGCAAGUGGCAUGAAGAGAAUGACAUACUGUGCUGUGCUUUGGCAUCCUGUAAGAAGAUCGUUUACUGCAUCAGUAAAUCUUUAGCUAGUGCAUAUGGUGUCUCACUGACAGCAGCUCACCUGCCUCUUCAAGACCUUGAUAAUGGUGAAAGCACAAAUACCAAGAUGGUGAUACUGGAUGCUGGACGUUUUCAGAAUAUGAAAGCUGAGGGUCCUGGAUAUGACAGACAUUUUGCUUUUGCAAGACAGGAUCAAGAAUUUGUCCUUUCUAACUGUGAUUCUCCAUGUGGUGUGAAGACCUGUUCCCUUUAUGGAACAAGCACCAUGCGAGGAAGAGGAAUUACUCGAUUGCUGAAAAGUGCACCUGACCUAGCCAAGUCUUUCAGUAACUGA